UGCGGGCCCCGCGGGGCGCCGUGAGUGCGGCGGCGGCGGCGGGCUGCGGACUCGCGCUGGGCCGACGGACGGACGGACGCCCGGACGGACUCGCGGCCCCGGGCUCCGCGCGCCCGAAGAUGAACCGGGCAGAUUCACCCAAACCUCCAGUCGCGCCCAAGCCCAAGACGGCCGGCCCACGCACGCCCGUGACGGUGCCCGCGUUCCCCGCCUUCCCCAGGCCCGAGGGCCCGGGAAGCCCCAACUCCAUGUCCAGGGGGCCGAAGCCCCCCAUCGCCCCCAAGCCCAGGCUGGCCGCCCCCGGCGAGGGCAGAGUGGGCGUCCACACCAACAGCACCCUCCCCCAGUGCAGCAACGGGAGGCUGCUCUGCGGGGGCCCCCGGGCCGAGUGCUCCGAGUCAGAGACCGACGAGGACUACAUCAUGCUCCCCGGGGCGAGAGAGGGGGCGGGCCGAGACAGCGAGGGGCCUGCGGCCCGGGGGCCCCCGGAGGCUCCGGGGGACGAGGAGGACCAGCAGGCGGAGGCGGGAGGCCCGGGGCGGGGCACGGAGGAGACGGGAGCUGAAGGCGGCCCGGCCGUUGAGGCGCUGGGCCGGGAGGGUGCGGAAGACGCCGGCCAGGUGGUCCCUGAGCGCGGGGGGCACGGUGGGGAGCACGGCGGGGAGGAGGAGGGGGAGGAGGGGGAGGAGGUCUGCGGCGAGUACGACCUGGAGGAGGGAGAGGAAGGCUUUCGGAGCAAGCUCAUUCUAACUCCCAUCCACACGGAGGUUCCUGGGGGCUCCCGUGAGGAGCUGGGGUCCCCCGAGGUCCCCAGGGACGCAGAAGAGGAUGGUGAGGAAGGACGAGUAGACACAGAACCCGGGGGGCCCGGUGGGGGUGUGGACUCCAACUCAUCCACUCAGGACACUGGACAGGAUGUGGGUGAAGCCUGCGAAGAGCCCCCCGAGGAGGAGGAGGAGCCCCCCGAGGAGGAGGAGGAGAGCCCCGAGGAAGAGGAGCCCACCAAGGUGGAAGAGGAGCCCCCCGAGGAGGAGGAGGAGACCCCCAGGGAGGAGGAGCCCCUCAGGGAGGAGGAGUCCCCCGAGGAAGAGGAGAGGAGCCCCCCGAGGAAGAGCUGGCCGCCGACGCCCUGGAGGCAGGGACGGCCACCGCUGCCCUCGGACCCCCUGCGGGAGAUGGUGAGGACCCCGCAGGCCGUGGGAACCAGGCCGACCGGGAGGAACCGGCUGCCCACCACGAGGGAAACGAGCCGGGAGGACGCGGCCGCCGCCCCCCGGGGGGCAGAGGGCGGGGACCCCCCCCAGGAGGACCCCUCGGAGGACAGCUGCCACAUCAUCCUGUUCGAGAGCGACAGCGCGGAGGACUUGGCGGCCUCGCUCGCGGCGGGCCCCUACCGGCUCUUCCCCGCCGAGAGCACCUCCUUCUGCGGCCAGGGCGACCCCGUCUCCCAGCCGGCGCCCGCCACCCCGGGUGCCGGGGCUCCCCGGGGGUCCCCCGCGCCGCGCGUGGUCGUGCUGGAGGAGGAGGACGCCGCCGACGGCUCGCUGAGCAACCCCUACGUGACCUGCCUGGCCGACCCCGCCGGCGCCCCGGGAGGGGACGCGGGCCCCGAGGACAGGAAGCACGCGGCCGCCAGGGCCCGGCCACACUCCGGGAAGGUGGCCGGCCACGUCCCCGAGACCGUUCUGGAAGAAGUGGGGCCCGGCGGGGGCGGUCCCCGGGAGGUGCCCCCGCCCGCCAAGCCCCGGGCCUUCACGCUGUACCCCCGCUCGUUCUCCGUGGAGGGCCGAGAGCCGCCCCCGUCCCUCUACCGAGAGCCCGUGGGGCCCGGGCUCGAGGAGCUCCGCGUCAGGAGGAAGGAGGACAACCUCUCCCUGCCCUGUGUCAUCGGCUCUUCCGGAAGCUUCUCCCAGAGAAACCACCUUCCGUCCAGCGGCACCUCCACGCCGUCCUCGGUGGCCGACAUCCCGCCCCCCUUCGACCUGGCCUGCGUCACCAAGCGGCCCAUCACCAAGAGCUCGCCGUCGCUGCUCACCGGCGGUGACUCCCCGGACAAGGGCGCCAAGAAGAAGAAGUCCUCCUUCAAGCGCUUCCUGGCGCUCACCUUCCGGAAGAAGACGGAGAGCAAGGGCCACGGCGAGGCCCACGCGUCCUCCUCCAGGUCCUCGUCCGAGUCCAGCUACCACGGCCCGGCCAGGAUCCUGGAGAUGGACCGGAGGAGCCUCAGCAGCUCCCCGCAGCUCACGUCGCGGGCCGGCAAGCUCCGGGCCUCCGAGUCCCCGUCCUCCUUCGUCUUCCUCAAAGACGGCAAGAGGAGGGGGGCCCCCUGCGGCAGGACGGUGUCCCGGGUGGAGUCCUUCGAAGACCGCUCCCGGCCUCCCUUCCUGCCCCUGCCGCUCACCAAGCCGCGCUCCAUUUCCUUCCCCAACGCCGACACCUCCGACUACGAGAACAUCCCCGCCGUGAACUCCGACUACGAGAACAUCCAGAUCCCCCCGCGGAGGCCCGCCCGGCCCGGCACGUUCACCAAGCUCUUCCAGGACCAGAGCCGAGCCCUGGCCACGGCCAACGAGAACGACGGCUACGUGGACAUGAGCAGCUUCAACGCCUUCGAGAGCAAGCAGCAGAGCCCGGAGCAGGAGGCGGAGAGCGCCUACACGGAGCCCUACAAGGUCUGUCCCAUUUCCGUGUCCCCCGGAGAUGACGUCACGUCGGAGGAAGAGCAGGGCAGCUCAGAAGAGGACGACGGCACCCCAAGGGACCCCAGCCUCACCCCCAAGGUGGAGGGACAGUCCAGGGCCCUCGUCAUCGCUCAGGAGCUGCUGUCUUCUGAGAAAGCGUACGUGCAGAUGCUCCAGCCCUUGGGCCUGGAUUUCCACGCCGCCGUCACCCGGGCCCUGGACGAGGCGGACCCCGGCGGGGACGCGCCGGCCCGGGAGGAGCUGCGGCGGGGCCUGAGCGCGCUCCCCGCCAUCCUCGACCUCCACCGGGGCAUCCUGGAGGACCUGGAGCAGAGGCUGCGGGACUGGGAGGCCCAGCAGAAGGUGGCCGACGUGUUCCUGGCACGGGAGGCGGGCUUCGAGCACCACGCCACGCACGUCGUGCGGUUCGACCGGUACCUGGGGCUGCUGGCCGAGGACUGCCUGCGCUCACCCCCGCUGGCCACCGCCGUGCGCGAGUUCGAGCGGGGCGCGCUCGGGGGCGGCUGGAGCGUGAAGCACCAGCUGCUGCGCGUGGUCCAGCGACUCUUCCAGUACCAAGUGCUGCUCACAGACUACUUAAACAACCUGUGCCCAGACUCCGCCGAGUACGACAGCACGCAGGAUGCGCUGAGCCUCAUCUCCAAAGUGACAGACCAGGCCAAUGACAGCAUGGAGCAGGGGGAAAACCUGCAGAAGCUGGUGCACAUCGAGCACAGCGUCCGCGGCCAAGGGGAUCUCCUCCAGCCAGGAAGGGAGUUCCUGAAGGAGGGGACGCUGAUGAAAGUGAGGGGGAAGGACAGACACCCCAGGCACCUGUUUCUGAUGAGCGACGUGCUUCUCUACACGUCCCCGCAGAAGGACGGCAAGUACCGGCUGAAGAGCACGUUGCCCGUCGCCAGCAUGAAGGUCAGCCGCCCUGUGAUGGAGCGCGUGCCGUACGCCCUGAAGAUCGAGACUCCUGAGUCGUGCCUCACGCUCUCCGCCAGCUCCUGUGCGGAGAGGGACGAGUGGCACAGGUGCCUGAGCAGAGUGCUCCCCGAGGACUACAAGGCCCAGGCGCUGGCGGCCUUCCAGCACAGCGUGGAGAUUCGGGAGCGGCUGGGGGUCAGCCUGGGAGAGAGGCCCCCCACCCUGGUGCCCGUCACCCACGUCAUGAUGUGCAUGAACUGCGGCUGCGACUUCUCGCUCACCCUGAGGCGCCACCACUGCCACGCCUGCGGGAAGAUUGUGUGCCGGAACUGCUCUCGGAACAAGUACCCCCUGAAGUACCUCAAGGACCGGAUGGCCAAGGUGUGCGACGGCUGCUUCGGGGAGCUGAAGAAGCGGGGCGGGGCCGUCCUGGGCCCCAUGAGAGAGCGGCCGGUGAGCAUGAGCUUCCCCCUGUCCUCGCCCCGCCUCUCCUCCGUCUUCCAGAGCCUCAGCCCCUCCACCUUCAAGAAGCAGAAGAAGGUGCCUUCCGCCCUGGCCGAGGUGUCGGCCUCGGGCGAGGGCGCCGCCAUCAGCGGCUACCUGAGCCGCUGCCGCAGGGGCAAGCGGCCCUGGAAGAAGCUCUGGUUCGUCAUCAAGGGCAAAGUGCUCUACACCUACAUGGCCUGUGAGGACAAGGUGGCCUUGGAGAGUAUGCCUCUGCUGGGCUUCACCAUUGCCCCGGAAAAGGAGGGCGGCGAAGGGGGGACGGCCUUCCACCUGUACCACAAGAAGAGCCUGUUCUACAGCUUCCGAGCGGAGGACAGCGGCUCAGCGCGGAGGUGGAUGGCGGCCAUGGAAGACGCCAGCGUGUUAUAGCGUCCCCAGCCGCCCGCACUCGGCACAGGCUCUCCGGUUGACGUGUGAACCCUUCCAGAAGCGACUCCACGGCUCGGCUCCCGGCUGCACCGCCGGGCCUGGCAGUUUCCUGUGACCCCAUCUUGCCCGUGGGAGCGGAGCCCGAAAGGAAUAUUUCUGGAAUCCUCCUCUCUGCCCGGUCCCCCCAGCCCGCCAGGACUCCCCCCGACCCGGCCGCGAGUUGGGCGUGCACCUGAGGCCGGGAGGCCAGGCGAGCGGGGCCUUUGGGAACGAAUACAGAAUUGUUUUUCAGAGGAAACGAGCUUUUCCCCAUGUUUACUCGCGGCGAGCAUCACCUCCCACAGCGCCCUCGGGUGACGCGAGCCCCGGCCGGCGGGGAGCAGCUUCUCUCCGGGAAAGCACUUUAUUCUUGCCUAGCUGCGAUCUCUGGUGCCAUUUUCCAAGUGACACACUGAAGUCCCCGGCAGAGGGCAUCCUCCGACGGCGACUCCGGCGUGUGGAAGGGCUCCGCCCGAGCUCCGCCGGCUGAGGGAGGGAGCGUGUUUCCUGCCUGCUGAUCCUGAGACCGUUUCCUGCCAUAACUUAUUCAAGGAGAGACUCCCUGCCUCCCGCUGGAAGUCCUCAGUACCCCACCGCAGCUGCAGACGCAGCUGCUGUCAGGUCUGCCUCCAGAGGUCAGCCUAGACCCUGGGAAGACUCAGCGGUUGCUUUAAUUUAUUCUGUGCCUUUUCUGGGCCCCACCCGUGCAUGUUCCAGAAGCCUGCCCGGCCCGCGCACAGGGACGCUCAGGCUGGAACGCCAGAGCCUUGCGAUGUUCCGGAAGAGGUGAAGGAGAGAGAAAGGAGCUGUCAUCAGAAGAUGGUCGUGGCAGAUGGUUCUGGACCCGGCGAGAAGCGCCCAGGGGGCACACGCAGGACGUGCAGCCACUUCCCGUUGGCGUGCCGCUCGUUACACGGAUGAUUUUACAGAGCAGAGAGAGCGGGGACAGGAUGCCCUGCUUCUGUCAUCACAGUGAGAAACGAAAGCUCACCCCGCGUUCUGACCUCCAGCCCCUCCCGCCGUCCCGCCCCCCACCCCAGGCGCUGCCCACGACCUUUUGUAAAAAGCCCCAUCCCAAGGACUCACUUGCAUUAAAGAUUUUCAGGGAAAUUUGUUUUCUAGUUUGCCGUUCUUCUUGUUAAAGGUGUGUACUAAACGUAAUUAAUGACUCAGACCAUGUGACGAGAUGGGUCUUUUUGUUAGUUUUGAGGUCUUAAUUCUGACAGAACCAUUUUCAUCGGGUGUGGGUUCUGGGCCUCCUAGUCCCAUUCAAGUUUUAAAAUG
This is a messenger RNA of Perognathus longimembris pacificus (Pacific pocket mouse), 5810 nucleotides long. It is a transcript of the gene Fgd5, whose product is annotated as FYVE, RhoGEF and PH domain containing 5. The transcript is spliced from 23 exons. The coding region runs from base 120 to 4487 and encodes 1455 amino acids. NCBI's taxonomy places the organism in Eukaryota, Metazoa, Chordata, Mammalia, Rodentia, Heteromyidae. The record is from RefSeq and is a predicted model, not a curated record. Gene Ontology annotation, molecular function: guanyl-nucleotide exchange factor activity; metal ion binding. Gene Ontology annotation, cellular component: cytoplasm.